Molecule: messenger RNA, 3706 nt
Organism: Equus caballus (horse)
Lineage: Eukaryota; Metazoa; Chordata; Mammalia; Perissodactyla; Equidae
Gene: SLC25A23
Product: solute carrier family 25 member 23
Biological process (GO): transmembrane transport; ADP transport; ATP transport
Molecular function (GO): calcium ion binding; ATP transmembrane transporter activity
Source: RefSeq, a predicted model, not a curated record
AAUGAGCGGGCGGGCAGGUGGAGGGGUAGAUGGCGCAGAGUCGGUUCUUGAGAAUGUCUGGGGAAAGCGAGAACUUUAGUUCCUGAAGAGGAUUAGGAGGGAGGGAGGUUAAGUGGAAGGGGAUUACGUAAUCCAAUCUCUGACAUAUCCCUACCCUGCCCCCUUGGGCAGAGGGUAAACUGAGGCACGCAGAGACGGAACUCUAAAAGCAGAACUGAGACUACUGGUCUCUCUCGCGCCUCUUCCCAGAAUGAACCCCGGUGCCCCCUAGGCUGUGCAACACCGGAGCAUCCCUGACAUCUCUCCGCACACCACCCCCCCCCAGCACCGCCCCCAGCCCCCUCCCCCCAAUGCGGGUCGGGGGAGGAGACGCAAGUUCUGGAGCGGGCGACGACGGCUAGCAGUCACCGCCUCCUGCAAGUGCCAGAGCCAGGCGGGCAGCGCAGAGGCUGCGGUGGCCGUGGCCCCGGAGCUGGCCCUGCGGGGCCCCUGGGGGGGGAGGGGGAACCGCCAAGCCCCCGCUGAGGCCGCCGCUGCCGGGCCUCCCCUCCCCCCCGGGCGGGCGCCAUGCGGGGGGGCCCGGGCGACGCGGAGCGGAGGCAGCGCUGGAGUCGCCUCUUCGAGGAGCUGGACAGGAACAAGGAUGGCCGCGUGGACGUGCACGAGUUGCGCCAGGGAUUGGCCCGGCUGGGCGCGGGCGACCCGGACCGCAGCGCCCAACAGGGCAUCUCCCAUGAGGGCGACACUGACCCCGAUGGUGGGCUUGACCUGGAGGAGUUUACCCGCUACCUGCAGGAGCGAGAGCAGCGUCUGCUGCUUCUUUUCCACAGUCUGGACCGGAAUCAGGACGGUCAUAUCGAUGUCUCUGAGAUCCAGCAGAGUUUCAAAGCUCUGGGCAUUUCCAUCUCGCUGGAGCAGGCGGAGAAAAUUCUGCACAGCAUGGACCGUGACGGCACCAUGACCAUCGACUGGCAAGAGUGGCGAGACCACUUCCUGUUGCAUCCGCUGGAGAACGUGGAGGACGUGCUCUAUUUCUGGAAGCAUUCCACGGUCCUGGACAUUGGCGAGUGCCUGACUGUCCCCGACGAGUUCUCAGAGCAGGAGAAGCUGAGCGGCAUGUGGUGGAAGCAGCUGGUGGCGGGCGCGGUGGCGGGCGCUGUGUCUCGGACAGGCACCGCCCCUCUGGACCGCCUCAAGGUCUUCAUGCAGGUCCACGCCUCCAAGACCAACCGGCUGAAUAUCUUGGGGGGCCUACGGAGCAUGAUCCGAGAAGGGGGUGUGCGUUCCCUGUGGCGUGGCAACGGGAUCAACGUGCUCAAGAUUGCCCCUGAGUCGGCUAUCAAGUUCAUGGCCUAUGAGCAGAUCAAGUGGGCCAUCCGGGGACAGCAGGAGACGCUGCACGUGCAGGAGCGCUUUGUGGCUGGCUCCCUGGCUGGCGCCACGGCCCAAACCAUCAUUUACCCCAUGGAGGUGCUGAAGACACGGCUGACCCUUCGCCGGACGGGCCAGUACAAGGGGCUUCUGGACUGUGCGCGGCGGAUCCUGGAGCACGAAGGGCCCCGCGCCUUCUACCGUGGAUACCUGCCCAACGUGCUGGGCAUCAUACCCUACGCGGGCAUCGACCUGGCCGUCUACGAGACCCUGAAGAACCAAUGGCUUCAGCAGUACAGCCACGACUCGGCAGACCCGGGCAUCCUCGUGCUCCUGGCCUGCGGCACCAUCUCCAGCACCUGUGGCCAGAUAGCCAGUUACCCCCUGGCCCUGGUCCGGACCCGCAUGCAGGCCCAAGCCUCCGUCGAGGGCGGCCCCCAGCUCUCCAUGCUGGGUCUACUCCAUCACAUCCUGUCCCAGGAGGGCGUGCGGGGCCUCUACCGGGGCAUUGCCCCCAACUUCAUGAAGGUUAUCCCAGCUGUGAGCAUCUCCUAUGUAGUCUACGAGAACAUGAAGCAGGCCCUGGGGGUCACGUCCAGGUGAGGGACCCAGAGCCUGUCCCCCACAAGAUCCUUCACCUCAAUCGUGAUGCUCCCUACACCUCAGCCACUGGAACCUGAUGGCCCAGCCAGUGGGUCCCAGGUCCCCCCACACUCAAACCACAGGUCCCCACACUUCAGCCACGGGUCCUGCACGCCCACAUCCCAGCUACUUGAUCCCGUGUUUUCUUGUCCCCGCACACACACUGGGUCCUGGACCUCCAUGUCUUAACCACUGGAUCCCCCACAACCCUGCUAAUGGAUCCUGAUACCCCAGCCCCAGGAGCACAUCACCCCAUAUCUGAUUGCCCAGACCCCAGCUGCCUCAGGCACCAGAUCCAGUGUCCCCACGCAGCACUGGAUCCCAGAUCCCCAGCCCCACUGGUGGAUCCCAGAUCCCUACGCUUCAAGCUCUGGAUCUCCCAGCUCUGCCACUGGAUUCUGGAUAUCAAGAAACCUCAGCCACCGGAUCCUGACAAUGCAAUGCCUGGAUCCCGGGGCCCCAACCACUGGAUCUCAGAUCCCCUCACCCCAACCACUGGAUUCCUGAAUUCCUUUACCUCGACACUGGGUCCUGGAUCCCUCUGCUUCGACUGCCGGAUCCCUACAUUUCAACCACUACACCCUCAACCCCCAACCACUGGAUCCCAGAUGCCCAACCACCAACCCGCCAGAUCCUAAAGCCACUGGCAGAGCGAGUGGGUCCUGGCCACCCUAACUGCUGGAUCUCAGAUCCCUUCGUCGCAGGAAUCGGAUCCCGAAACCUCACCCCUAGGAGGCAGACCCUGACACCUCCAGGCAAUGGAUCCCAACAUCAUAACCCCUGGUUUCUGACUUGAACCCCCCAAGCACUGGAUCCUAACUGCUCAGACCACCAAGUCAAGAUCCCAAAGGGCCAAUGGUAGCAUCCUAGAGCCCACGAGCCCCCGCAUCAGGCACACACUAGAGCCCGGAGACCCCUCCCCAUGACAUGAAUCCCAUAGUCUAGGGAGCCUGCAGCUGGCCCAGGUCCUGGCCUCCCAGGUCCAGAAAACCCACAGGACUCGGCCAAGGUCCUGACCCUGCAAGCUGCCCCUCCCAUGCCCUGCACAGACCCCGGAUCCCCCCACCUCCCAGCAUGACCACAGCUCUGCGCCCUAUGGAGAAACUGCUCCCUCAAGAGCCUCCCCCCCACAACGCUCUGCAGCAUCUCCCACCCCCGAUAACAGCUGAUAACCCUCCUCAGAGCCUGGGUCCCUCUGCGGGAUCCAGUUGCUCCUUCUUGGUGGCUGGCAAAGAGGGAAACUGAGGCCAGGGACACAUUAAGGGGACCCUCCGCAGGCUUCAGCGUUGGAAGCCAGGAGCAAGUCUAUAGAGACCACCCUUCCCUAAACCCAAGCAGCCAAUUAUGCAAAAACAAACAGGCCAAAUGCCCCCAAACUCACACCAGGUCUAUUUUUCUACCAGAGAGGAGCAGACAUCCCGCCCCCCAACUAACCCAAGCCCCCAGCCCACCCCCUACACUCUGCACUUUAGAGUUGGAUUCUGAGCUUAGGAGAGUUGGGGGGCCCCCUCGCUCCACUCCUCCCAAGUCCUUGGGGAACCCCAGUAAAGGACUGUGAAAGAGGAACUGGGAUGUUUGGGGGAGCUGGAGGGCCCCUCCCAAGUCUUCCCCCUCCCCCCACCUCCACCGUGGCCCACCUCCUGCCCGUGUGUGUUAUUUCAAAGGCAAAGAACAAAAGGAACACAUUUUCUAA